AGCCACCGGAGAAUGUCACCUUCAAUCUGGAUCACGCGUUUGCUGAUAGUGAUACUGACGACAGUAACGACAUCCCAGAUGAAGAUGCCGACACUGCGUACGAUCUUCCCGGACCGUCGUCAGUAGAAUCGAACCAUGUGCUCGAUCCGCCGGCCUGGUCCAAAUGGUCAGAAUGGUUUGCUGCCAGCGCUGCGUCCAAAAUCCGAGUUAGGACAUGUGAAGUGGAUGGCGAAGAAAUCAACGAGGCUGUUUGCGAAGGAGUCCGCAUGCAGAUAAUCACCUGCGACAAGAUGAACUCCAGCAUGUGUGGGAAAGUCCAGGGAAUUAGAACCUUACCCAUGGACGGUUGUGCAGAGAGCUUCAAGAACAUGCAGAAACGGGAGUUUCUACAAG
Molecule: messenger RNA, 393 nt
Organism: Candidula unifasciata
Lineage: Eukaryota; Metazoa; Mollusca; Gastropoda; Stylommatophora; Geomitridae
Source: the annotation of a GenBank genome assembly